Molecule: messenger RNA, 1665 nt
Organism: Coccidioides posadasii C735 delta SOWgp
Lineage: Eukaryota; Fungi; Ascomycota; Eurotiomycetes; Onygenales; Onygenaceae
Biological process (GO): transmembrane transport
Cellular component (GO): plasma membrane
Molecular function (GO): transmembrane transporter activity
Source: RefSeq, a predicted model, not a curated record
AUGGAUGCUGAGAAGCAUCCACCAUCGGAGCCGCCGCUUGAAUCUGGUUCUACAACGCCACUUCAACACGUCUCCGGCCGUACUCCUCGCAGCGCAACUUCAGACGAUAGCAUAGGCAGUGAUGCCACCGAAACUGAAGGCGGAAUUCCGCAGGAACUUCCGUCAUUGAAAACUCCCAAACACAUUCAAUACAACACAGAUCUCGAGAAGGGCCCGGGCGGCUCUCAGUCUGAAAAUUUACAGGCGGCCGUUCAACAUGUAGACUCAAAUCUGGUGGACUGGGACGGACCGUCAGACCCGGAGAACCCCAUGAAUUGGGGCCUCGCGAAGAAAUGGUACAUAACCAUGAUGAUGUCGGCAAUGACGUUUUGCAUCACGUUUUCCAGCAGUGUGUUCAGUCAGGCAACUGCUGUCACAGCGAAGGUUUAUGGCGUUUCGACAGAAGUAACCACAUUGGCAACGAGCUUUGUUGUUUUGGGAUUCGCACUUGGCCCGCUGGUAUUCGGGCCGCUCUCUGAGCUGUACGGUCGCCCAAGACCUCUUUUUGUUGGGUUUAUUAUCUCUGCAAUAUUCCAGAUUCCUGUAGCUGUUGCUCAGAAUAUAGAGACGAUAUUGAUAUGCCGGUUUUUUAUUGGAAUGUUUGGCUCUGCAGCCAUGGCGAUUGUGGGCGGAGUUCUCGUGGAUCUAUGGGAUCCCGUUAGUCGAGGAAUAGCUGGCGCUACAUUUGCCUCGUCUACGUUUAUUGGUCCGAUAGCAGGACCUAUUGUUGGCGGGUUUAUUGUCCAUUCGCACCUUGGAUGGCGCUGGACCGCCUGGAUCACGCUCAUCUUAAAAGCCGUCAUAGGCUGCAUUUGUGUGCUCACGAUACCUGAAACCUUCGGCCCAUUGUUAUUGCAGCGCCGCGCUGCUCGUCUUCGAAAGGAGACUGGCAACCCGGCCCUUCGCACGGCCCUCGAUGACGCCCGCCCCACGAUGCAAGACAUCUUUUCAAAAUACUUUAGUCGUCCGUUGAAAAUGCUCGUACUGGAACCCAUCCUCCUGCUAAUCACUCUCUAUCUUGCGAUCACAUAUGGAAUCCUUUACCUCUUCUUCUUCGCCUACCCAAUCUCGUUCCAAGAAGUUCGUGGCUGGAAACACCCUGGCGUCGCUGCGCUACCGUUCAUAGGACUCUUCAUUGGGAUCCUCGCUGGCUGUAUGUUUGUCGUUUACUUCACGAGAACACGCUUCGCGCGUAAGAUGCGAGAAGCAGGAUCCGUUGUGCCCGAAGAGCGUCUCCCGCCAAUGAUCGCGGCCGCCUUUAUUCUUCCUGCAGGCCUCUUCUGGUUCUCAUGGACCUCCUCUCCUACAAUUUCCUGGGUUCCGCAAGUGAUUUCUGGGAUACCCACUGGCUUCGGAAUAAUCGUUAUCUUCUUACAGGGGCUCAAUUAUCUUACGGAUAUAUAUAUGAUGUUCACGAAUUCUGCGUUUGCGGCCAACACGCUUGUUCGGAGCGGGUUCGGCGCCGCGUUCCCGCUGUUUGCGGCGCAGAUGUUCCAUAAGCUAGGUGUCCGGUGGGCAGGCAGUCUUUUGGGGUUUUUGACCGUGGCCAUGAUUCCGGUGCCGAUGCUGUUUUAUGUGUACGGGAAUAAAAUCAGGGCGAUGAGUCGGUUCAGCCCAAAGUUAUAG